UCAGUGGAUAGCUAAAUAAUACGAACUUUAAGUCCUGUUGAAUUAACAAAAAAAAGUAAACUUCUGAAAGUAGACGCGCGCACAAGGCGGCGCUGGACGUGUCAGAGACAGGUGGGGCCGACUUUCUGUGGUCAACCACAAGCGAGGGGGAUUCCACGUUCCACAGUUCAUCCCUGUUUCAAGGGCUACAGUCCUUUCAGAGUGGCUGAUGCCACUUCUCGCAUGGCUCAUGGUGUUGAUUACGUCCAGUGAGCCUCCAGGCAUGGGCUUCGCCGGGGACCCGGCUGCUACUCGCAGCGAUAUUAUUAAUAACUAUGAAAAAUGGAAACAGAAAUAUCAAAAGAGGAAGGCUAAGAAGAAGCUGUGGAGGAUGAAACGAAAACCCGAGUGGCUGCUGGAGAGGGAGCAGAUCGCCAAGUUGGUUCGUCGCUAUUCGCAGAUAAAUGCCAAUGCGAUACUGCAAUUUUCAGAUUUUCCGUUGUCCAAAAAAACUAUUAAAGGCUUGAUGGAGGCGGAAUUUCGCCUGCCAACUGAAAUACAGAAGCAGACAAUUGGCCUCGCCUUGCAGGGCAAAGAUGUACUUGGUGCUGCAAAAACUGGAUCUGGAAAGACAUUGGCCUUUCUUAUUCCUGUACUGGAAUGUCUUUAUCGUCAGCAAUGGACUUCAGAAGAUGGAAUGGGUGCUCUCAUUAUAUCACCCACCAGAGAAUUGGCUUAUCAGACCUUUGAAGUCCUUCGGAAAGUGGGGAAAAACCAUGAAUUUUCAGCUGGACUCAUAAUAGGAGGGAAGAAUUUGGAAGGAGAAUCAGCGAGGAUCCAUCAGACUAAUAUUGUCAUCUGUACUCCUGGCCGUCUCCUGCAACAUAUGGAUGAGACUUCGUAUUUCCAUGCUUCUGACCUUCAGAUGCUUGUGUUGGAUGAAGCUGAUAGAAUUUUGGAUAUGGGAUUUUCUGAGACGAUGAAUGCCAUUGUUGAAAAUUUGCCCAAGAAACGCCAGACGUUGCUUUUCUCAGCAACACAGACCAAGUCUGUGAAGGAUUUGGCACGACUGAGUCUGAAGGACCCAGAAUAUGUUUGGGUGCAUGAAAGAGCUAAAUUCAGCACCCCCGGAACACUGGAACAGAACUACGUGGUUUGUGAGCUGCACCAAAAAGUAAACAUGUUGUAUUCAUUCGUGAAGAAUCAUCUAAACAAGAAGACGAUUGUCUUUUUCUCAACCUGCAAACAAGUCCAGUAUUUGUUCCGGGCAUUCUGCCGUCUGCGUCCCGGAUUACCAGUCCUUGCACUUCAUGGCAAGCAACAACAGAUGAAACGAGUUGAGGUCUACAAUGAUUUCUGCCGGAAAAAAGCUGCUGUCCUGUUUGCAACGGAUAUUGCUGCUCGAGGACUUGAUUUCCCUGCUGUGAACUGGGUUCUUCAAUUGGAUUGUCCAGAGGAUGCUAAUACUUACAUUCAUAGAGCUGGGAGGACAGCCAGGUACAAGGAAGGAGGUGAAGCUUUGCUUGUUUUACUUCCAAAUGAAGAAAAGGCCAUGGUGAAACAGCUGGAAGAGAAGAAAGUCCCUAUCAACAAAAUAAAAAUCAAUCCUGCAAAACUGACAAAUAUACAGGCAAAAUUGGAAGCUUUUUUAGCUCAAGAACAAGAGCUGAAGGAAAGAGCACAACGAUGUUUUGUAUCCUAUGUGCGAUCGGUCUACCUGAUGAAGAACAAAGAUGUUUUUGACGUUUUCACACUAUCUUUAAAGGAAUAUGCUUUCUCCUUGGGUCUUGCUGUUCCUCCCCGAAUUAGAUUUCUUCAGAAAGCACAAAAAGAAAGAGAAAUGCUUUCUAUGAGCAAUAUAGCCGAAGAUAGUGAACCAGCUGUUGUGAAUGAUACUGCAGCAGAAAGCUCUCAAGAAGGAGCUGAUGACGAAUUAGAAGACUUUAAGGUUCUAUUUCGGGAACAGACCUCUUCCCAACAAGAGCCCAAGAAGAAGACCAAAGAGAAAAUAGCUAGCAAGGACAAGUUAUGCUUUCUGGAUGAUUCCAUUGAUAAGAACGAUCCAAGCACUGAAGAAGAGGAGGAUAAACAAGAAGCAGCACUCCAGUUCAUUGAUGAUGAUGAUGAUGUUUUUGAUGACCAUGAUGAUUCCAGCCUUCUUGUAGUGAAGCGGAGAAAUGUUUUCGGCUUUAAAACAGAAGAAAUUGAAGAAACUGAAGAAGAAACAGUACCUCAGAAAGAAAAAUUAAAGAAAACGACAGCAAAGAAAACAAAAGUCAAAGAAGCAAAGAAAGUUUUGAAGAAGAAAUUUAAAGUGAAUACAAAAAUAAUUUUUGAUGAAGAAGGAGAGGUGGCUCAGCAGUGGCCACCCAUGCAAAAAAGCAAAGUGGAGAAUAUCACAGACGAUGAUGAUGCAGGGGGAAUAAAUAUGGAGAUGGCGAAAGAGAGGCUUCGUAAGGAGGAUAAAUAUGACAAAGAAGAGUACAGAAAAAAAAUAAAAGAAAAACACAGGGUAAAGAGGCUUAAGGAAAGAGCAGCAAGAAAGGCCACGAGAAGGAAAGAUCAAUCUGAAGAGGAGGCUGUUGCUUACCUGGAACGGAGUGACGGGGAGGAAAGUUUUGAUCCUUCUGAACUUCCUGAUCCUGAUAAAUGUAGAGACUCCGAUGAGAACGAUGACAGUAGUGUUUCGGAAUCUGAAGACUAUUACAGCAAAUCAACUGAAGUAAAAGUCAAAAGGAAGAGAAAUGAUAGCAGCAGCAGCCAUGAGGAAUGCAAGGAGAUGACAGCAGCUCGGCAGAAGAGAAUGAAGUCUGAAAUUGAUUCUGAUGAGCAUAGGCCACUGGACACUGGCCUGUCCCUGGCAGAAGAUGAAGAGCUAGUACUUCAUUUGUUGAACAGCAGAAACUAAUUGCAAUCUCUAGGCAGCUUUACAGGUCGGCCCUUUUACUGUGCUAGCCAUGUUCCUGCAGUUGCAAUCAAACCAGAGCAGGUGGGCCUGUCUGACAGUGAUGAAUGCUUUCUGAGUGGGGUUGCUGCAGAUCUGUAGAUGUCUGCCAGAACACUGCCUACUCUGUAGCAGUGGUGAAAAAUCUUGCACUCUAUAGAAGACAUUGAGGCUUUGCUUUAUUGGAAAGCUUUUCUCAUUAGUAUGUCAGAUUUAUAUAACUGACAUCCUCUUACGUGUUUUAAUUCCAAGUAGACAAUUGGUGGUCUCCUAUCGAAAGACCAUUUGAGAAAAUAAAGUCAGCAGUCAGAGCAUACUUUAUUAUGGAAGCUUUUAAUCAAUUUUCAUACAGUAAAGCAAUGUGUAGAUACUGAUAUUAUCUUGUACCUUGAAAAUGAAAAUAACUGGACAAAAGUAAAUUUUUCAGAUUAAAAUGUACUUAAUAAAUUUCAGGAGUUGGUUUUAUAAA
Molecule: messenger RNA, 3392 nt
Organism: Hypanus sabinus (Atlantic stingray)
Lineage: Eukaryota; Metazoa; Chordata; Chondrichthyes; Myliobatiformes; Dasyatidae
Gene: ddx10
Product: DEAD (Asp-Glu-Ala-Asp) box polypeptide 10
Exons: 19
Coding region: 209-2887 (892 amino acids)
Biological process (GO): rRNA processing
Cellular component (GO): nucleus
Molecular function (GO): nucleic acid binding; RNA helicase activity; ATP binding
Source: RefSeq, a predicted model, not a curated record